This is a messenger RNA of Linum tenue, 2901 nucleotides long. NCBI's taxonomy places the organism in Eukaryota, Viridiplantae, Streptophyta, Magnoliopsida, Malpighiales, Linaceae. The record is from the annotation of a GenBank genome assembly.
AUGUGUGGUGUGGAGAAGAUGGACGAGGAGGAGGACAACAAUUUUGUGGCAGAUGAGAGCACAGAGGGUCAUGAAGUCAUCCUGUUUGAAGCACCAGAGGUUGAUGCAUUUGUGGGGGAGAGACACUCGUCCGUGAAGGGUUUGCAAUGUCUUUCUGAAGUUUCAUACACUGAUAAUAAGCUGGACCUGCCCAUCCCAGGGCUUCCAAUGCAGCAUUAUCACAAGAUUCAGGAAUCAAUUUAUUCAGUCGUUGAUGUCUCUUUAGAGUAUGACAUCAACCAAAUGCCCUAUACAUGUGAAGAUGAUGGUUCCAUGCAGGGGCGGACAUCCUCAAAUCACAACUUAUUCCCUACUUUAGAAGAUCAUGAAACUAAUCUUAGAACUAUCACAGACUUCCUUAAGGAACACCGAUUUCUGUCAUUGCUAGAAAGCAUGGAGACCCAGACUGCCAGUAAUGAGAUGGAGGCCUUUGGAUCUGUGAAGUGUGAUAUUUUUGAGGUUCCUUCUGACCAUUGUAUAUCAAAGGAGUGCAUAAACUCUGAGGUCAUAUCCUCUGAUUCGAUGCUACUAGUGGACAAUAUAACCAUAGUGGACACCCUAUGUUAUCAAGAAGGCUCUGCUGUCUGUUCUUUUCCAACAGAGCCUAUCACUUUUGAGGAGCUUGAAUUUGUGGGGACACACUCAUCUCAACUUUGCGAGAUCUUCUUCAACAUGAAAAAAAGUAUUGAAUCAGAAAAUUGCGACCUGAUGAUUCAGAAAGAAUUGAAGUUCAGGAAUUUGAAUGAAUUGAAUUGUCUGCUGGAAUAUUCAUGUUUGGAGGAUUUGGAUUCUCACACCAGAAAUCUGGAUAUGGAAUUAUCUGAAGAUGGAAAGCCAAUACUUGAUUUUAUACUUUCUGAUUUUACUUUGUUCAAGACGGACGAAUAUCAGGAAUCACUUAUUCUUCUUCCUGAAGGCUUGCCUGGCUCUUCAAGUAUGUGCCCAGGUGGUAAGUUCCCAAAACCAUCAAUGCUUAGACAACUGGAUGCGGAAAAUGGCGGUAAGGCUUCAGCAUUGUUCAAGUUCAUGUCGCAAUUGAAUGAUCUUGAUCUUUUCUUGAAUCCUGGGAAAGCAACUGCUAAGGAAAGAAAGAAAGGUCCUUCAGAGGCGACAGAUCAAGUAUCCACACUGCAUCCUUUUGUUCCUAGUGCAGUUAACUCUAAGUGUACUCAAGGAAGUAAUGUUUCUGGCCCCGUUACUGUCGUUGUUGUGAAUACUCAAAACUUUGACAAGGAAAUGAUAGUGUCCAGAAGAAGCGUAUAUAAUAAGAUUCCAGCAAUGGAAAAGGACGGAAAAGAAGUUGUAGAACGUGACAUAGAUCUUCCUGUCGACGUCCUGAUGAAUUCUGCCAUGUGCCUGGCCUGGUCUUUGAGGGGGAACUCAAGUUCUGGACUUUAUGCCGCAGCAGCAGGCCUUGGAAUAGAUUUACAGAUUUUCUGUUCAUACUCAUCAGAGUUGACCAGUGAAAUCAUUUUGAGCAGUGUCUUACAUGCAACCAAGGCGUCAAGGAGCAUAUGUCCUAAAAUGCCUGAAUCAGAAACCAUUGCAGAAACAUUCCUCACCAAGUUCCCUUCAAUUAAUCCUCUGACAGCUCAUGCAAUGCUGUCUUUUGGAGGGACACUAGUCGAGUUUCUUGAAUACUCUAAUGAGCGUAGGAUCCUUGCCCUCCAACAGCAUCGUAUUCCUGACGAAAGCAUAUCACUGUUUACAAACUCCGACAAAUAUCAUUUGAGUCCACAUUCUGAGAGAAAGCGAAGGAAAUAUGUCCAUAGCCCUCCAAAGAUGGAUACAUGCAUGGAGGGCGAGUGGCAGUUUCAACUAGAGGACGAAAAGGAUUGUUGGACGCCUGAUGUAAAGGAGAUUCUUGAUGAGCUGAGACAGUCUAUAUCACAUUUGGCAGACUUUUCUGGUCAUAAGCAAAAAUCAAAUGCUAAUGUGGCUUUCGAUUCUUCCGGUGUGCCAAAACCAUAUGAUGCUCCUCAGCACUCAAGAGCUGCAAAGGGAUCUGAUGUCAAUGAGAACCGGUGUAAGGACUUCAUGGGGGACAUCCUUGACCUCACUAAUAGUUCCUCAUCGGAGAAUGAGAUUCCUCCAGCGAAAAAAUCAGUGUACUUUCGAUCAUGGUUGCGUGAAGAAGAUCAAGAUCUUAUUACCAGACCUAAAGCUGCAAGUAAACUGGCAUAUGGCGGGAACAGUCUAUUUAGUUUCCCAACGGCCAGUGAGAUUAAUCCUGAAACAGACCUCUGGGAGUCUUUUAAGGAUCACGGCGAAAGCAGUUCACAAGAAUUUAAAGGUUUCUAUGAUAAUGUUUAUAAUCAAUGGAAAUUAUCUUCAGAAGACCAGAGCACUGACCUGAAAGAGUUUCCAGCACAAAGAAGUCGGGCAGGAAGUUCUGUUAGGUUGCCUCCAGAAGAGAUGCCAAAUUCUGGCCCAUCAUCACUCUCUAGAAACGUACACAGUGAAACACCACUGUCUAUAGCCACUCAUUCCUCUGAACCUCAGACUAGUUCACCAUGGACGAUGGAGUUUCUUAGUGGCAUCAGAGAGAGGAGCAGAUUGCGGAAGCUUUCCUUGCAAAGCGAUAUAUCUCCUGCCGCUCUGGGCUAUGCAAUAGAUGUAUCUAAAGGCACAAAGAGGAAAAGCCCUUCUGUCGUCAACUUUUUCAAGUACCAAGGACACCACACUCGCGAUAGAAGAUCUGGACCCAUGAAGCAGAAGCCACCUACUUGGUCAUCAAGCGCAUCAAGAAUUGGGAGAGUUCAGACACUGUCAUUUGCAAAUAAUGGUAGUGGAAGUCAAACUAGGCUAGUAUGGACUGAUGGUGGUGUGAGGCGUUUGAACAAAAGGAUGCGGAAUCAAUAG